UGCAUGUGAUGGCAUGAGUGCAUGUGAUGGCAUGAGUGCAUGUGAUGGCAUGAGUGCAUGUGAUGGCAUGAGUGCAUGUGAUGGCAUGAGUGCAUGUGAUGGCAUGACUGCAUGUGAUGGCAUGACUGCAUGUGAUGGCAUGAGUGCAUGUGAUGGCAUGAGUGCAUGUGAUGGCAUGACUGCAUGUGAUGGCAUGACUGCAUGUGAUGGCAUGAGUGCAUGUGAUGGCAUGAGUGCAUGUGAUGGCAUGAGUGCAUGUGAUGGCAUGACUGCAUGUGAUGGCAUGACUGCAUGUGAUGGCAUGAGUGCAUGUGAUGGCAUGAGUGCAUGUGAUGGCAUGAGUGCAUGUGAUGGCAUGAGUGCAUGUGAUGGCAUGAGUGCAUGUGAUGGCAUGAUGCAUGUGAUGGGCAUGAGUGCAUGUGAUGGCAUGAGUGCAUGUGAUGGCAUGAGUGCAUGUGAUGGCAUGAGUGCAUGUGAUGGCAUGAGUGCAUGUGAUGGCAUGAGUGCAUGUGAUGGCAUGAGUGCAUGUGAUGGCAUGAGUGCAUGUGAUGGCAUGAGUGCAUGUGAUGGCAUGAGUGCAUGUGAUGGCAUGAGUGCAUGUGAUGGCAUGAGUGCAUGUGAUGGCAUGAGUGCAUGUGAUGGCAUGAGUGCAUGUGAUGGCAUGAGUGCAUGUGAUGGCAUGAGUGCAUGUGAUGGCAUGAGUGCAUGUGAUGGCAUGAGUGCAUGUGAUGGCAUGAGUGCAUGUGAUGGCAUGACUGCAUGUGAUGGCAUGAGUGCAUGUGAUGGCAUGAGUGCAUGUGAUGGCAUGAGUGCAUGUGAUGGCAUGAGUGCAUGUGAUGGCAUGAUGCAUGUGAUGGCAAUGAGUGCAUGUGAUGGCAUGACUGCAUGUGAUGGCAUGAGUGCAUGUGAUGGCAUGAGUGCAUGUGAUGGCAUGAGUGCAUGUGAUGGCAUGAGUGCAUGUGAUGGCAUGAGUGCAUGUGAUGGCAUGACUGCAUGUGAUGGCAUGAGUGCAUGUGAUGGCAUGAGUGCAUGUGAUGGCAUGACUGCAUGUGAUGGCAUGAGUGCAUGUGAUGGCAUGAGUGCAUGUGAUGGCAUGACUGCAUGUGAUGGCAUGACUGCAUGUGAUGGCAUGAGUGCAUGUGAUGGCAUGACUGCAUGUGAUGGCAUGAGUGCAUGUGAUGGCAUGAGUGCAUGUGAUGGCAUGAGUGCAUGUGAUGGCAUGAGUGCAUGUGAUGGCAUGAGUGCAUGUGAUGGCAUGACUGCAUGUGAUGGCAUGAGUGCAUGUGAUGGCAUGAGUGCAUGUGAUGGCAUGAGUGCAUGUGAUGGCAUGAGUGCAUGUGAUGGCAUGAGUGCAUGUGAUGGCAUGACUGCAUGUGAUGGCAUGACUGCAUGUGAUGGCAUGAGUGCAUGUGAUGGCAUGAGUGCAUGUGAUGGCAUGAGUGCAUGUGAUGGCAUGACUGCAUGUGAUGGCAUGAGUGCAUGUGAUGGCAUGACUGCAUGUGAUGGCAUGACUGCAUGUGAUGGCAUGAGUGCAUGUGAUGGCAUGAGUGCAUGUGAUGGCAUGAGUGCAUGUGAUGGCAUGAGUGCAUGUGAUGGCAUGAGUGCAUGUGAUGGCAUGACUGCAUGUGAUGGCAUGACUGCAUGUGAUGGCAUGAGUGCAUGUGAUGGCAUGAGUGCAUGUGAUGGCAUGAGUGCAUGUGAUGGCAUGAGUGCAUGUGAUGGCAUGAGUGCAUGUGAUGGCAUGAGUGCAUGUGAUGGCAUGACUGCAUGUGAUGGCAUGACUGCAUGUGAUGGCAUGAGUGCAUGUGAUGGCAUGAGUGCAUGUGAUGGCAUGAGUGCAUGUGAUGGCAUGACUGCAUGUGAUGGCAUGAGUGCAUGUGAUGGCAUGAGUGCAUGUGAUGGCAUGACUGCAUGUGAUGGCAUGAGUGCAUGUGAUGGCAUGAGUGCAUGUGAUGGCAUGAGUGCAUGUGAUGGCAUGACUGCAUGUGAUGGCAUGAGUGCAUGUGAUGGCAUGAGUGCAUGUGAUGGCAUGAGUGCAUGUGAUGGCAUGAGUGCAUGUGAUGGCAUGACUGCAUGUGAUGGCAUGAGUGCAUGUGAUGGCAUGAGUGCAUGUGAUGGCAUGAGUGCAUGUGAUGGCAUGAGUGCAUGUGAUGGCAUUGACUGCAUUGCAUGUGAUGGCAUGAGUGCAUGUGAUGGCAUGAGUGCAUGUGAUGGCAUGAGUGCAUGUGAUGGCAUGAGUGCAUGUGAUGGCAUGACUGCAUGUGAUGGCAUGAGUGCAUGUGAUGGCAUGAGUGCAUGUGAUGGCAUGAGUGCAUGUGAUGGCAUGAGUGCAUGUGAUGGCAUGAGUGCAUGUGAUGGCAUGAGUGCAUGUGAUGGCAUGACUGCAUGUGAUGGCAUGAGUGCAUGUGAUGGCAUGACUGCAUGUGAUGGCAUGAGUGCAUGUGAUGGCAUGAGUGCAUGUGAUGGCAUGAGUGCAUGUGAUGGCAUGAGUGCAUGUGAUGGCAUGAGUGCAUGUGAUGGCAUGACUGCAUGUGAUGGCAUGAGUGCAUGUGAUGGCAUGAGUGCAUGUGAUGGCAUGACUGCAUGUGAUGGCAUGAGUGCAUGUGAUGGCAUGAGUGCAUGUGAUGGCAUGACUGCAUGUGAUGGCAUGACUGCAUGUGAUGGCAUGAGUGCAUGUGAUGGCAUGACUGCAUGUGAUGGCAUGAGUGCAUGUGAUGGCAUGAGUGCAUGUGAUGGCAUGAGUGCAUGUGAUGGCAUGAGUGCAUGUGAUGGCAUGACUGCAUGUGAUGGCAUGACUGCAUGUGAUGGCAUGAGUGCAUGUGAUGGCAUGAGUGCAUGUGAUGGCAUGAGUGCAUGUGAUGGCAUGAGUGCAUGUGAUGGCAUGAGUGCAUGUGAUGGCAUGAGUGCAUGUGAUGGCAUGACUGCAUGUGAUGGCAUGACUGCAUGUGAUGGCAUGAGUGCAUGUGAUGGCAUGAGUGCAUGUGAUGGCAUGAGUGCAUGUGAUGGCAUGACUGCAUGUGAUGGCAUGAGUGCAUGUGAUGGCAUGAGUGCAUGUGAUGGCAUGACUGCAUGUGAUGGCAUGAGUGCAUGUGAUGGCAUGAGUGCAUGUGAUGGCAUGAGUGCAUGUGAUGGCAUGACUGCAUGUGAUGGCAUGAGUGCAUGUGAUGGCAUGAGUGCAUGUGAUGGCAUGAGUGCAUGUGAUGGCAUGAGUGCAUGUGAUGGCAUGACUGCAUGUGAUGGCAUGAGUGCAUGUGAUGGCAUGAGUGCAUGUGAUGGCAUGAGUGCAUGUGAUGGCAUGAGUGCAUGUGAUGGCAUGACUGCAUGUGAUGGCAUGAGUGCAUGUGAUGGCAUGAGUGCAUGUGAUGGCAUGAGUGCAUGUGAUGGCAUGAGUGCAUGUGAUGGCAUGACUGCAUGUGAUGGCAUGACUGCAUGUGAUGGCAUGAGUGCAUGUGAUGGCAUGAGUGCAUGUGAUGGCAUGAGUGCAUGUGAUGGCAUGACUGCAUGUGAUGGCAUGAGUGCAUGUGAUGGCAUGAGUGCAUGUGAUGGCAUGACUGCAUGUGAUGGCAUGAGUGCAUGUGAUGGCAUGAGUGCAUGUGAUGGCAUGAGUGCAUGUGAUGGCAUGACUGCAUGUGAUGGCAUGAGUGCAUGUGAUGGCAUGAGUGCAUGUGAUGGCAUGAGUGCAUGUGAUGGCAUGACUGCAUGUGAUGGCAUGACUGCAUGUGAUGGCAUGACUGCAUGUGAUGGCAUGAGUGCAUGUGAUGGCAUGACUGCAUGUGAUGGCAUGAGUGCAUGUGAUGGCAUGAGUGCAUGUGAUGGCAUGAGUGCAUGUGAUGGCAUGAGUGCAUGUGAUGGCAUGAGUGCAUGUGAUGGCAUGAGUGCAUGUGAUGGCAUGAGUGCAUGUGAUGGCAUGAGUGCAUGUGAUGGCAUGAGUGCAUGUGAUGGCAUGAGUGCAUGUGAUGGCAUGAGUGCAUGUGAUGGCAUGACUGCAUGUGAUGGCAUGAGUGCAUGUGAUGGCAUGAGUGCAUGUGAUGGCAUGAGUGCAUGUGAUGGCAUGAGUGCAUGUGAUGGCAUGAGUGCAUGUGAUGGCAUGACUGCAUGUGAUGGCAUGAGUGCAUGUGAUGGCAUGAGUGCAUGUGAUGGCAUGAGUGCAUGUGAUGGCAUGAGUGCAUGUGAUGGCAUGAGUGCAUGUGAUGGCAUGACUGCAUGUGAUGGCAUGACUGCAUGUGAUGGCAUGAGUGCAUGUGAUGGCAUGAGUGCAUGUGAUGGCAUGACUGCAUGUGAUGGCAUGACUGCAUGUGAUGGCAUGAGUGCAUGUGAUGGCAUGAGUGCAUGUGAUGGCAUGAGUGCAUGUGAUGGCAUGAGUGCAUGUGAUGGCAUGACUGCAUGUGAUGGCAUGAGUGCAUGUGAUGGCAUGAGUGCAUGUGAUGGCAUGAGUGCAUGUGAUGGCAUGAGUGCAUGUGAUGGCAUGAGUGCAUGUGAUGGCAUGAGUGCAUGUGAUGGCAUGAGUGCAUGUGAUGGCAUGAGUGCAUGUGAUGGCAUGAGUGCAUGUGAUGGCAUGAGUGCAUGUGAUGGCAUGAGUGCAUGUGAUGGCAUGAGUGCAUGUGAUGGCAUGAGUGCAUGUGAUGGCAUGAGUGCAUGUGAUGGCAUGAGUGCAUGUGAUGGCAUGAGUGCAUGUGAUGGCAUGAGUGCAUGUGAUGGCAUGAGUGCAUGUGAUGGCAUGAGUGCAUGUGAUGGCAUGAGUGCAUGUGAUGGCAUGACUGCAUGUGAUGGCAUGACUGCAUGUGAUGGCAUGAGUGCAUGUGAUGGCAUGAGUGCAUGUGAUGGCAUGAGUGCAUGUGAUGGCAUGAGUGCAUGUGAUGGCAUGAGUGCAUGUGAUGGCAUGAGUGCAUGUGAUGGCAUGACUGCAUGUGAUGGCAUGAGUGCAUGUGAUGGCAUGAGUGCAUGUGAUGGCAUGACUGCAUGUGAUGGCAUGAGUGCAUGUGAUGGCAUGAGUGCAUGUGAUGGCAUGAGUGCAUGUGAUGGCAUGAGUGCAUGUGAUGGCAUGAGUGCAUGUGAUGGCAUGAGUGCAUGUGAUGGCAUGAGUGCAUGUGAUGGCAUGACUGCAUGUGAUGGCAUGAGUGCAUGUGAUGGCAUGAGUGCAUGUGAUGGCAUGAGUGCAUGUGAUGGCAUGAGUGCAUGUGAUGGCAUGAGUGCAUGUGAUGGCAUGAGUGCAUGUGAUGGCAUGAGUGCAUGUGAUGGCAUGAGUGCAUGUGAUGGCAUGAGUGCAUGUGAUGGCAUGACUGCAUGUGAUGGCAUGAGUGCAUGUGAUGGCAUGAGUGCAUGUGAUGGCAUGAGUGCAUGUGAUGGCAUGACUGCAUGUGAUGGCAUGAGUGCAUGUGAUGGCAUGACUGCAUGUGAUGGCAUGAUGCAUGUGAUGAGUGCAUGUGAUGGCAUGACUGCAUGUGAUGGCAUGACUGCAUGUGAUGGCAUGAGUGCAUGUGAUGGCAUGAGUGCAUGUGAUGGCAUGAGUGCAUGUGAUGGCAUGAGUGCAUGUGAUGGCAUGAGUGCAUGUGAUGGCAUGAGUGCAUGUGAUGGCAUGACUGCAUGUGAUGGCAUGACUGCAUGUGAUGGCAUGAGUGCAUGUGAUGGCAUGAGUGCAUGUGAUGGCAUGAGUGCAUGUGAUGGCAUGACUGCAUGUGAUGGCAUGAGUGCAUGUGAUGGCAUGAGUGCAUGUGAUGGCAUGACUGCAUGUGAUGGCAUGAGUGCAUGUGAUGGCAUGAGUGCAUGUGAUGGCAUGAGUGCAUGUGAUGGCAUGACUGCAUGUGAUGGCAUGAGUGCAUGUGAUGGCAUGAGUGCAUGUGAUGGCAUGAGUGCAUGUGAUGGCAUGAGUGCAUGUGAUGGCAUGACUGCAUGUGAUGGCAUGAGUGCAUGUGAUGGCAUGAGUGCAUGUGAUGGCAUGAGUGCAUGUGAUGGCAUGAGUGCAUGUGAUGGCAUGACUGCAUGUGAUGGCAUGAGUGCAUGUGAUGGCAUGAGUGCAUGUGAUGGCAUGAGUGCAUGUGAUGGCAUGACUGCAUGUGAUGGCAUGAGUGCAUGUGAUGGCAUGAGUGCAUGUGAUGGCAUGAGUGCAUGUGAUGGCAUGAGUGCAUGUGAUGGCAUGAGUGCAUGUGAUGGCAUGACUGCAUGUGAUGGCAUGAGUGCAUGUGAUGGCAUGAGUGCAUGUGAUGGCAUGAGUGCAUGUGAUGGCAUGAGUGCAUGUGAUGGCAUGAGUGCAUGUGAUGGCAUGACUGCAUGUGAUGGCAUGAGUGCAUGUGAUGGCAUGAGUGCAUGUGAUGGCAUGACUGCAUGUGAUGGCAUGAGUGCAUGUGAUGGCAUGAGUGCAUGUGAUGGCAUGACUGCAUGUGAUGGCAUGACUGCAUGUGAUGGCAUGAGUGCAUGUGAUGGCAUGACUGCAUGUGAUGGCAUGAGUGCAUGUGAUGGCAUGAGUGCAUGUGAUGGCAUGAGUGCAUGUGAUGGCAUGAGUGCAUGUGAUGGCAUGAGUGCAUGUGAUGGCAUGACUGCAUGUGAUGGCAUGAGUGCAUGUGAUGGCAUGAGUGCAUGUGAUGGCAUGAGUGCAUGUGAUGGCAUGAGUGCAUGUGAUGGCAUGAGUGCAUGUGAUGGCAUGAGUGCAUGUGAUGGCAUGACUGCAUGUGAUGGCAUGAGUGCAUGUGAUGGCAUGAGUGCAUGUGAUGGCAUGAGUGCAUGUGAUGGCAUGAGUGCAUGUGAUGGCAUGAGUGCAUGUGAUGGCAUGACUGCAUGUGAUGGCAUGAGUGCAUGUGAUGGCAUGACUGCAUGUGAUGGCAUGAGUGCAUGUGAUGGCAUGACUGCAUGUGAUGGCAUGAGUGCAUGUGAUGGCAUGAGUGCAUGUGAUGGCAUGAGUGCAUGUGAUGGCAUGACUGCAUGUGAUGGCAUGAGUGCAUGUGAUGGCAUGAGUGCAUGUGAUGGCAUGACUGCAUGUGAUGGCAUGAGUGCAUGUGAUGGCAUGAGUGCAUGUGAUGGCAUGACUGCAUGUGAUGGCAUGACUGCAUGUGAUGGCAUGAGUGCAUGUGAUGGCAUGAGUGCAUGUGAUGGCAUGAGUGCAUGUGAUGGCAUGAGUGCAUGUGAUGGCAUGACUGCAUGUGAUGGCAUGAGUGCAUGUGAUGGCAUGAGUGCAUGUGAUGGCAUGAGUGCAUGUGAUGGCAUGAGUGCAUGUGAUGGCAUGAGUGCAUGUGAUGGCAUGACUGCAUGUGAUGGCAUGAGUGCAUGUGAUGGCAUGAGUGCAUGUGAUGGCAUGAGUGCAUGUGAUGGCAUGAGUGCAUGUGAUGGCAUGAGUGCAUGUGAUGGCAUGACUGCAUGUGAUGGCAUGAGUGCAUGUGAUGGCAUGACUGCAUGUGAUGGCAUGAGUGCAUGUGAUGGCAUGAGUGCAUGUGAUGGCAUGAGUGCAUGUGAUGGCAUGAGUGCAUGUGAUGGCAUGAGUGCAUGUGAUGGCAUGACUGCAUGUGAUGGCAUGAGUGCAUGUGAUGGCAUGAGUGCAUGUGAUGGCAUGACUGCAUGUGAUGGCAUGAGUGCAUGUGAUGGCAUGAGUGCAUGUGAUGGCAUGACUGCAUGUGAUGGCAUGACUGCAUGUGAUGGCAUGAGUGCAUGUGAUGGCAUGACUGCAUGUGAUGGCAUGAGUGCAUGUGAUGGCAUGAGUGCAUGUGAUGGCAUGAGUGCAUGUGAUGGCAUGAGUGCAUGUGAUGGCAUGAGUGCAUGUGAUGGCAUGACUGCAUGUGAUGGCAUGACUGCAUGUGAUGGCAUGAGUGCAUGUGAUGGCAUGAGUGCAUGUGAUGGCAUGAGUGCAUGUGAUGGCAUGAGUGCAUGUGAUGGCAUGAGUGCAUGUGAUGGCAUGAGUGCAUGUGAUGGCAUGACUGCAUGUGAUGGCAUGACUGCAUGUGAUGGCAUGAGUGCAUGUGAUGGCAUGAGUGCAUGUGAUGGCAUGAGUGCAUGUGAUGGCAUGACUGCAUGUGAUGGCAUGAGUGCAUGUGAUGGCAUGAGUGCAUGUGAUGGCAUGACUGCAUGUGAUGGCAUGAGUGCAUGUGAUGGCAUGAGUGCAUGUGAUGGCAUGAGUGCAUGUGAUGGCAUGAGUGCAUGUGAUGGCAUGACUGCAUGUGAUGGCAUGAGUGCAUGUGAUGGCAUGAGUGCAUGUGAUGGCAUGAGUGCAUGUGAUGGCAUGAGUGCAUGUGAUGGCAUGACUGCAUGUGAUGGCAUGAGUGCAUGUGAUGGCAUGAGUGCAUGUGAUGGCAUGAGUGCAUGUGAUGGCAUGAGUGCAUGUGAUGGCAUGACUGCAUGUGAUGGCAUGAGUGCAUGUGAUGGCAUGAGUGCAUGUGAUGGCAUGAGUGCAUGUGAUGGCAUGAGUGCAUGUGAUGGCAUGAGUGCAUGUGAUGGCAUGACUGCAUGUGAUGGCAUGAGUGCAUGUGAUGGCAUGACUGCAUGUGAUGGCAUGAGUGCAUGUGAUGGCAUGAGUGCAUGUGAUGGCAUGAGUGCAUGUGAUGGCAUGAGUGCAUGUGAUGGCAUGAGUGCAUGUGAUGGCAUGACUGCAUGUGAUGGCAUGAGUGCAUGUGAUGGCAUGAGUGCAUGUGAUGGCAUGACUGCAUGUGAUGGCAUGAGUGCAUGUGAUGGCAUGAGUGCAUGUGAUGGCAUGACUGCAUGUGAUGGCAUGACUGCAUGUGAUGGCAUGAGUGCAUGUGAUGGCAUGACUGCAUGUGAUGGCAUGAGUGCAUGUGAUGGCAUGAGUGCAUGUGAUGGCAUGAGUGCAUGUGAUGGCAUGAGUGCAUGUGAUGGCAUGAGUGCAUGUGAUGGCAUGACUGCAUGUGAUGGCAUGACUGCAUGUGAUGGCAUGAGUGCAUGUGAUGGCAUGAGUGCAUGUGAUGGCAUGAGUGCAUGUGAUGGCAUGAGUGCAUGUGAUGGCAUGAGUGCAUGUGAUGGCAUGACUGCAUGUGAUGGCAUGACUGCAUGUGAUGGCAUGAGUGCAUGUGAUGGCAUGAGUGCAUGUGAUGGCAUGAGUGCAUGUGAUGGCAUGACUGCAUGUGAUGGCAUGAGUGCAUGUGAUGGCAUGAGUGCAUGUGAUGGCAUGACUGCAUGUGAUGGCAUGAGUGCAUGUGAUGGCAUGAGUGCAUGUGAUGGCAUGAGUGCAUGUGAUGGCAUGACUGCAUGUGAUGGCAUGAGUGCAUGUGAUGGCAUGAGUGCAUGUGAUGGCAUGAGUGCAUGUGAUGGCAUGAGUGCAUGUGAUGGCAUGACUGCAUGUGAUGGCAUGAGUGCAUGUGAUGGCAUGAGUGCAUGUGAUGGCAUGAGUGCAUGUGAUGGCAUGACUGCAUGUGAUGGCAUGAGUGCAUGUGAUGGCAUGAGUGCAUGUGAUGGCAUGAGUUGA
Molecule: messenger RNA, 9400 nt
Organism: Closterium sp. Naga37s-1
Lineage: Eukaryota; Viridiplantae; Streptophyta; Zygnematophyceae; Desmidiales; Closteriaceae
Source: the annotation of a GenBank genome assembly